Messenger RNA from Exophiala xenobiotica, 2223 nucleotides. RefSeq lists its product as uncharacterized. The record is from RefSeq and is a predicted model, not a curated record. Gene Ontology annotation, cellular component: membrane. Gene Ontology annotation, biological process: amino acid transmembrane transport. The transcript has 3 exons. The coding region runs from base 366 to 2051 and encodes 561 amino acids. NCBI's taxonomy places the organism in Eukaryota, Fungi, Ascomycota, Eurotiomycetes, Chaetothyriales, Herpotrichiellaceae. Gene Ontology annotation, molecular function: amino acid transmembrane transporter activity.
CCUUUUCUUAUCAGUGACCACAAGCAUCCAGUGGCAUCCCAGUUCUCGCCAGGACACCAUGCUACCUUGAUCACUUGCUAUCGAACCGUCAUGUCAGCUCAUCCACAGCGCGGAAGACCGUCUAUCCACGGAGUACGGAGGCAUACCCUGUCACCCUGUAUUGAUCCAGAUCUCCAGGAUACAUUGUCUGAACAAGGUUAAAAAGGCUGACCCAUGCCUCCUUCCCCAGCCAUGCCUGAGCCUUCUUUCUCCUUCUUAUCCCUCUCGCUCCUACAACUCGAGGUGCGGCAUACAAGGCAGUAGUACUGUGCAGCAGCUUCUGCUCCUUCCAGCUGUCCGGACGCUUGGAGAGUCUUUACUACACCAUGUCUUCCGGCGACUACUACGACCCUGAAAAGGGCGUGGCGGGAGAUGAAAUCAAAGGUCACUCCAUCGAUGAGACUGGUCGCAAGGGCUCCCUGCACGGCAGGAAAGCCUCUGUGGCCGAGUCCAUCAUCGCCGCCGACCUUCUCGAUGAGAGAUACCGCAUCACCAAACGUGGGCUCAAGAGCAGACAUGCUCAGAUGAUUGCACUUGGUGGUACCAUUGGUACUGGUCUCUUCGUCGGUUCUGGUGCGACCCUCGCACUGGGCGGUCCAGCCUUCAUCCUUGCAUCCUAUGUCAUCAUGACCUUCCUGGUAUACUGCGUCGUGACUGCUGUCACCGAAGUCGCCGCCUAUCUGCCCGUCCACGGCGGCACCAUGUCCUACUACGGCUACCGAUACGUCUCACGAUCCAUGGGUUUCGCGCUCGGCUAUCUAUACUGGUAUGCCCUCGGAAUCUUGGUCCCCUACGAAGUCACAGCAGCCGGUUUGGUCAUCAACUACUGGCACAACGAUGUCAACAUUGCAGUUUGGAUGACCAUCAUGCUCGUCGUCAUUAUUGGUCUCAAUUUCCUGCCCGUCCGUUUCUACGGAGAAACCGAAUUCUGGUUUGCCGGCACAAAGGUCAUUUUGAUGAUCGGUCUUCUGUUCCUGAGUUUCAUUCUCUUCUGGGGAGGCGGCCCGUCUCACGAUCGACUUGGGUUCAGGUACUGGAACGAUCCCGGCGCAGCACAUCCAUAUAUUAAGACCGGGGACUCUGGCCGCACCAUCUCAUUCUUCGAGACCCUUGUCUCGUCUGUCUUUCCUUUCACCUUUGCGCCAGAACUCCUGGUCGUCACCGGUGGAGAGAUGGAAUCUCCUCGUCGAAACCUGCCCAUCGCCUCGAAGCGCUAUUUCUACCGAUUAGUGAUUUUCUACGUCCUGGGCGUUUUAGCCAUCGGUGUCACCUGCCCAAGCGACGCCCCUGCGCUGACCAACGGUGGCGCUGGUGCCAAGUCGUCUCCCUACGUCGUUGCCAUCGCCAACGCCGGCAUCGAUGUACUUCCCUCGAUUGUCAACGCCGUCAUCCUGAUCUCCGCCUGGUCUUCCGGCAACUCCUUCCUGUACAUUUCGUCACGCGCCUUGUACAGUCUGGCGGUGCAAGGUUCAGCACCACGCAUUUUCAAGACCUGCAACCGAUGGGGUGUCCCAUACAUGGCCGUCGGCGUAUCAUCCCUAUUCUGCGGGCUGGCCUAUCUGAACGUCGCCUCGAGCGGUUCCACCGUCUUCGCCUGGUUCGUUAAUCUUACCAAUACUUGGGGAAUGACCUCGUGGGUUUGCUGUAUGAUCAUCUUUCUCCGCUUCCGCAAGGCUUGCGACACUCAGGGGGUCCGAUCACCUUACCGCAACUGGUUCCAGCCCUACGGCGCAUACAUUGCCAUGGUCAUGUUCACCCUGUUGUGCUUGAUCAACGGCUUCACCGUCUUCUUCCCGUCGAAGUGGUCCGCUUCCUCCUUCUUGACCGCCUACAUUGGUAUCCCCAUCUUCUUCCUCAUGUACUUCGGCCAUCGCAUCUGGUUCUGGCGCGACGCUUGGGCCUGGGACCCGGCCGAGAUCGACAUGAAGACCGGUCUGCAGGAGGUUAUCGAUGCCGAGCGUCCCGCUCAGGUCCGCAAGGGCUGGAAGAAGAUUCUUUAUAUUAUCGAGUAGUACUACCUCCAAGGGGUACUCCAUUCCAAUUUUUCUGGGAGAGGACGUCCAAAAAUCAUGUGUCAGAUGAGUUGUAUAUUGGUGCGGAAACAUAGCACAGUGCUGUACAUCCUAGAUUGUUCAAUACUAAAGACCACGACGUCUUGCAUAUACAGACUCUAUCGCAUCGCAC